Molecule: messenger RNA, 588 nt
Organism: Guyanagaster necrorhizus
Lineage: Eukaryota; Fungi; Basidiomycota; Agaricomycetes; Agaricales; Physalacriaceae
Exons: 3
Coding region: 1-588 (195 amino acids)
Source: RefSeq, a predicted model, not a curated record
AUGUCAUCAAUAAACAAACUAACCUCUCUCUCUACACAGACCCUCUCGCUUAUUCUCGAACGUCAACGGUUUCCCCAUGCCGCUGCAGCUCACGAUGAGCGUAUCCAAGGGAACAUGCAAGCCCUACGGGAUGGAAUACGGGAGUUGGGUAGCGGCAGCGAAGUCAAUGGGCUAAGGCAGCAGUACGAACGAAUGAGGGGGAUGGUUGGUGGUCAGAUUCUCGAAGAUGAAAGGGAACUGCCACCACCUCCAACACCACGCAAGUCACAAGAACAAGUCUACAUACCUUACACGGAUGACCCAGACCCGGAUUUAGAGGCUGGGAUCAUGCUGCAGGAGCAAAGGAGGUUGAUGGAUGACCAAGAUAACCACCUAGACGCACUAUCACAUUCAAUAAACAGGCAGAGAGAUGUCUCUUUGCAGAUAAGCUCGGAAUUGGAUACCCACACCGCCCUCCUUGACGGACUUGAUCAGGACCUUGACACAACACAUUCCAGGCUGAGCAUUGCAAGGAGGAGUUUGGAGAGGGUAUCUAAAGGCGUGAAGGGAAAUGGCGAGUUUCUUCUCAUUUUGAUUCUCUCUUCUUGA